This is a messenger RNA of Cryptococcus amylolentus CBS 6039, 983 nucleotides long. RefSeq lists its product as hypothetical. The coding region runs from base 10 to 804 and encodes 264 amino acids. The transcript is spliced from 2 exons. The record is from RefSeq and is a predicted model, not a curated record. Lineage: Eukaryota; Fungi; Basidiomycota; Tremellomycetes; Tremellales; Cryptococcaceae.
UCCACACAAAUGUCCUUCUAUCGCGCACGUUCACUUCUCUCCCUCUCAUUCUCCACCAUCCCCUCCCUCCGGAUGUCCUUCUCCGCCACCUCUUUCAAGCCCCAGAAAGAUGCCCACUGUUCGAGGUAUCUCUUCCGACAGCCCAGCCCCGCUGCUUCGAGAGAGAGCCCAUGGCCUGUCGUUUUUCUGAGAGCGAAGGGACUUGGUGAAGAGCCCGGAGAGUGGGCGGACUGGUCAGGCAUGUUUGCCGAGAAGGGCUACACAGCCAUCGAGAUCGACAUCACCGCCCCAACCCCUAUCGAAGACGCCGAAUCCCCUUUCGGUCAAAUGUCAAACUCUCUCUCUUCCCAGAUCCGGCUCUCCGCUAUCCCCUUCCCUCCCAUCAUCAUCGCCCGCGGCCUCUCCACCCUGCUCGCCCAGACAUUCAUCUCCGACUUUCCCGCCUCGGCUUUGGUGCUCGUCGACCCUGUGCCGGAUGAAGACCCUCGGCCAGAAGGUUUUGGUACAGCUCUUGACGGCUCGUCCAAGGGUCAAGGUUGGGCCUGGCCGAAAUUCGACUUUGAACCCCACUUCCCCAUCCUCCUCAUCUCUUCUCAGUCCCAGCUGAACGGACUUUCCGUAUCCAACCGCCUCUUGCGCACCCAUACCGGCAUUGACCCCAACAAGAAGGGGUUCCUUGGGCGUUUGGGUGGGGGUGGUGGUAAGGGCGUGGAAGUGGUCGCGGCGGAUGGGCUGGAGGGUGGUCAGUUGGGAGAGGGGGCGAGAGUGGAGGUGGAGCGGUGGAUGGACCGAUGUGGGUUCUAAGACCGGAAGGAGUAAGAAAAUACGAAAGAACGUUUUGGACCAGGCCAUAACUGCAUGAAUGUAGCAUUUGAAAGGCUAUCCAAGCAUUCACUGCUGCCCAUAGCAUCGUCUGACCCAGAUCCCAGAUAGCAAGAAUUACCCAACGCCAAUGAGCUCCUCCCCGCGUUCCUUCAGCUCGA